Rotaria sordida is the source of this 1417-nucleotide messenger RNA. The record is from the annotation of a GenBank genome assembly. NCBI's taxonomy places the organism in Eukaryota, Metazoa, Rotifera, Eurotatoria, Philodinida, Philodinidae.
AAGUUCUGCCUUGGCCAUCUGCAUCACCUGAUCAAAACCCUAUUGAGAACGUUUAGUCGAUAAUGAAGGAUACAAUAGGUAAAAAAAACAUUCAAACAAUUCAAGAGUUGGAACAAGAAAUAAGAAAGACACGGAAAGGCCUGCCAGUUGACUUAGCUGUCAAAUUGGUCGAUAGUAUGGACAGACGAGUACAGUGCUUAAUUGAAGCAAAUGGUGACUAUACAUCAUAUUAAAAUAAAACAUCUUCUUGUACUUUAGUUUGAUAAUAAAAAGAAAGAAAAUAUUAAGAUCAAAAUACUUAUAUAUCUCACAGUUUUUAUACGUGGAACAAUCUAAAUGAAAAAAAAAUUUUAGUCAAGUUGAGUCUCAGAAUCGUUUCAAAUCAAUCUAAUCUGACUUGGCGUCUAAUGUCUUUGUGAAAAUAUGUUUUUUAUUUCAAAUGACAAAACCAACAGUUCAACAAAAAUUAAAGAGGGCUCCACAAGCAAAACGUUUUCAGGCUAAAAAUCAAGUUUAGAGAAAUUACUUCUAAAAAGAGGAAUCUCAUUUGAUUGUAAAUUAAAUAUAGAAUUUCUUGAUGCCUAUAUUGCAGUAUAAAAGUUUUUGCAGCAAACUAUGAAUCGGAUACAUGAAUGACUGUAGAAUCUGGUAACAAAAAUGUGAGUCAUAUGGGCCCUGAUAGCUUACCAAUAAAUAAGUUACCGUUUGAAAUAAAACUAAUUUCUACAUAUCUCAUCAUUCAAGAGAAUUAAACUUUUAUUACAAUCAAACAAAAUCAGCUUUUAGUAUUUGAAUAAAAAAAAAACAAUCGUUGAAAUAGUUACAGAAAUUAUAGAAUUGUUCAAUUCUUACUCUUUAUGUUAUUAUAUAUUUAAUUUAUUUAAUCAACCAGUUUUCUAUUAUUCAUAAUUUUGUAUAAAUGUGUAAACACAUUUUUUUCUUUCCUUUUUUUUAGGCAUCGGAUGCUCUAAAAAAAGAUGCAUUGAGUACUGUUCGAUGUGUUGAAGUUGGUAUUCCUAGUUGUAAUUCUGGUUCCAAUAAAUCGAUCCAUAUUGGCAAAAAUCUUGUACCGUUUCUCACUACUCAUACGCCUUAUUUACAAAUAUUACGUCUUUGGCGACCAGAUGAUUUUCCUUGGACUUCUAUUCGACCAGAUAUAACACGAGGACAUUUGACUUCUAUUGACGUUUCACGAUGGAUAAAAUCUUUACAAACAUCUCAAUCGAUUGUUGAACAUGUAAAUAUUUUUCAAAAAGAUCUUUGUCAAUUAAUUCAACAAUUAAAACAAUUGGUUUUUCUUGAUAUUCAUGGAAAAAUUCAUCCUAGCAAAGUCAAAUCAUACCGUUGUAUGGUUCAAAAAUGUUUUCCUCAUAGUAAGAUUGACAUUGAAAUAUCUAGAUUUCGUCUUUGGAUAUAA